CCGGCGGCUCGGGCGGCGGUGGCCGGCGCCCCCUGGUCCUCGUCCUCGCCCUCCCUUGCUCCUCCUGUCCUCUCGGCCCGGGCGGCGGCGGCGGCCAUCAUGGCGGCGGCGGCGGGAGGCGGCGGCGCGGGGCCCGAGAUGGUCCGCGGGCAGGUGUUCGACGUGGGCCCGCGCUACACCAACCUCUCCUACAUCGGCGAGGGCGCCUACGGCAUGGUGUGUUCCGCGUAUGACAAUGUCAACAAAGUCCGAGUGGCCAUCAAGAAAAUCAGCCCCUUUGAGCACCAGACCUACUGCCAGCGGACUCUGCGUGAGAUCAAGAUCUUGCUGCGCUUCCGCCAUGAGAACAUCAUCGGCAUCAACGACAUCAUCCGGGCCCCGGCCAUUGAGCAGAUGAAAGAUGUAUACAUUGUCCAGGACCUCAUGGAGACAGACCUUUACAAGCUCUUAAAGACGCAGCACCUCAGCAACGACCACAUCUGUUAUUUCCUUUAUCAGAUCUUAAGAGGUUUGAAAUACAUCCAUUCAGCCAAUGUUCUGCACCGGGACCUCAAGCCUUCCAACCUGCUACUCAACACCACCUGCGAUCUCAAGAUCUGUGACUUUGGCUUGGCUCGUGUUGCAGAUCCAGACCAUGACCACACAGGCUUCCUGACGGAAUAUGUGGCCACACGCUGGUAUCGAGCACCUGAAAUUAUGCUGAAUUCCAAGGGUUACACCAAGUCCAUUGACAUCUGGUCUGUGGGCUGUAUCCUGGCGGAGAUGCUCUCCAAUAGACCCAUUUUCCCUGGAAAACAUUACCUAGAUCAGCUGAACCAUAUUCUUGGCAUUCUUGGAUCCCCGUCACAAGAAGACUUGAAUUGCAUAAUCAACUUAAAAGCCAGGAACUAUUUGCUCUCUCUUCCUCACAAAAACAAGGUGCCAUGGAAUAGACUCUUCCCCAACGCUGACCCCAAAGCUCUGGAUUUGUUGGAUAAGAUGCUGACAUUUAACCCUCACAAGAGGAUUGAGGUGGAGCAGGCGCUAGCCCAUCCCUACCUGGAGCAGUAUUAUGACCCAAGUGAUGAGCCGGUCGCCGAAGCCCCGUUCAAGUUUGACAUGGAACUGGAUGAUCUGCCCAAGGAGAAGCUGAAAGAACUGAUCUUUGAAGAGACGGCUCGAUUCCAGCCUGGAUACCGAUCUUAAAACUUUGACGAGGGACCCUGACACGCUCUGCGGGGACGCUCCUCUCCCUCCCCGGUCCUCGGCCGCGUCCCUCUGGCCUGUCUCGGCUCUCCACUUUGCCUCCUCGGGGCCGUUCCGAGGGGCAGCUUCUGGUAGUUGUGGCUUCUUUGCUUUUGAUGAAUUCUCUCAGCCUGAAGAAUCGUGAUCGCCACUCCCGCGUGUGUCCCCCAUUGGUGGCCCGUCCGAGGACACUGACUGCCCCCCUUCGUCCAGUCUUCUGCUCGCUUUCCGGUUUGAGAGAGGCGGCGGCUCCUCCCCCUCCCGGCCCCCGGCCUCACAGGCAUGGCUUUCCCUGUUGUGUCGGAGGGAGCUCCCUUAGAACUGUUUAGGGCACUUUACGUCAGUGACGCCCCUUGUUUGCACUGGGACUUUGAACCCCACCUGCUUGCCCCCGCAGGACAUCAUUGGCAUUGAUCUUCGGCUGGCGGGUCUCUCCCCCUCCUCCCCGGGGGGCCUCGGCCGCCGUUUCCCUAGGCGCAUUUGGGUUGGGAAGGGGGGGGUCCGAUGCUCUUGUUCUGGAGGUCAGGCCUUCCAAAGCUCACCUGAUAUGCAGUAGUGCGUGUUUACAAAAACGUAUGCAAAAAGACCCCAGGCCAGCUGGGCUGAGUCCAGUGUGGAUGCCUGCCUUCCAGAGAGGGAGGGAGGGAGGGAGGUGUGAGCACGCCUGCCUGCAUCCUGGGGGAGGAAGGUUGCCCACUGGCUCCUGCAGCAUGCCCACCCUGCCUGCUUGUGCCCCUGACCCCCGUCUGUCUGGGAGGCCCGGCCCCCUCCCUCCGCUGCUCUCCUCUCCACGUGAGAAACCCGCCUUGUUCCAGAGAAUGCGCGCACCCUCGCAUGGCCCCCACUGCUUUGUGUGCACAGACCGCUAUUGUUCGCGCCCCGCGCUGAUCGGGGACACCCCGACCUCUGGGUACCUCCGGGUACCUCCAAGUCGUUUUCCAGCCGGUACCUUGGAGACAGAAUUGUUUUCGGCUUCUCAUUCGCCUCGCUCCCUCCCCCUGAUUGAUUUGGGCAGCGACGGGGAGCGGAUUCGGGAAGAGAUGGCCUGCUGAUGGGAACAGAGACACGCUUGUAAUUGGUGGAAAUAAAUUUGGGUCUGCUCCCUUCACUCUGACGUUAGAUUUAGUUUGGCUUUUCUCUGGGCUCGUGUGUGUGGGGAUGGGCAGAAGGGGGGGCGCCCGCACAAAGCUGUGCUCGCCUUGUGCUGCCCCCCGGCCUUGGUUCUCCCCUCCUGAGGUGGGCCGGGAAAAGUGUGUCCUGAGAAGGCACCUGCGGAGGUCUCGGAGCCCAGCGGGGCCCUGUGCCUUUGGAAUGGUUAUCCAGCCAGCUUGCCAGCUCCGCCCGAGUUCUGCGGGCUGGGCAGGGCCUCUGGUGUUCCCCCCGGGCUCCCCUCCUCUCCACAGCUACGAUUGGCUUCUCUGAGGGGCCUCUAGAAGGGUUUGCUUCAAGGCCUAGAGUCGGAGCCGACGCUUUUAGUUCCUCAGCUUUAAUUUCUUAAGGAGCGUGCAUGGCUUCAUCCGCCCCUCCCCUGUGCUUUUCAAAUGGAUUUCUCUAGAACAUAGAUUUAGAACUGGAAGACUUAGGCCCACUCCUUCCCCCAUCUCCACCCCCUGUUUUUUACAGAUGAAGACACUUGAGGAGAACAGAACUCAAGUGCCGUGUCCAAGGUCACACAUGUGGUAAAUGAUGGGGCUGGAUUUGAGCCCAGCUUUCCUGCUUCCAAACCCAGCCCCCUUUUCUCCAGACCCCACCGCCUCCUUUGUCUGUGUAUUCAGAGGUUGGUCUUCAGCUCCUCCUCCCACCACUGCCUUGGGGUCUCACUAAUCUGGUGCUCUGGGCAGCCCGUUGGGACGGCGCCGAGGCCUUUGGCCGCUAGCUUAUAGUCGUUCUGGGCGGCGGGCGCGCUGCCCGAGGCCUCGGACCCCACCCCAGAUAUGCAAUGGCCAACCUGCCUGAGCUUCGGCUCUGCGACCUCAGAGCCAGUUAGGGGGGCCCUCCCCAGCUUCUGAGAGCAGGUGAGUCAGAGCGGCCAUCCUUCUGGAGAAACCCACUGCCUGCCGUCUGUUCCACAUCCCAUUCAGACCAUUUCUGAGCAGCUAUUAAGUUGGAGCUCUUUUUCUUAUGUUGAUAUGAUUUUUAAAGAACUUGGUAACUUUUGUAGUCUGUAGUAUGGUACUAGUGUGUCCAUGCCUGCAUCUGCAAACGCACGUGAUCGGGGCCCUUGCGAAGUACUUUUAUAUUUGUAAAUCAAUGUUUCUGAGUAAUCCCCACUUGACGGGAAAUAUUUUUGUAAAUGCAGCCAUUAAAAAAAACUUAUUGCGCAGUCCUUCUGCCGAUACUUUUCAAUGAACUUGGGCUUUUAAACGGCUGUGCCGGUGGGCGUUGCGAGAUCAGCGCCGCCGAGAUGGCGCUGACGAGAGUCCGGCCAGCCCAGAGCGGCGCAGGAGGGAGAGCGGCCUCCCGGGGCCGCCGGCUGCCGCCGCCGCCCAUGCCAUCCUCCCUCCCUUGGACUGGUUCCGUGUAGGGCGCUCGCUGAACACGUUCCAGGAAAAACGGCUUUCUUUGUACCUGCUUUGUCUUGUCGGUGCCUUUUUAGUAUCGUACCCCUAACCUCUGCAUAAGUGACUUAAUUGAUGGUAAGUUUUAAAGAACAUGGAAAAGGGAGAUUUUUAUUAAGAAUCUGAAUGUAUAUUAUUCAUUGUAUUGUUUUAACUGAACAUUCUCUUGUGGCAUUUGUGAGCUGGUUAAUCUGUAUAAAACGAUUGUAAGUAGCAAAGGUUUCUAUUUCCAGUGGACUCUUUGGAUGUUGUACAUGUACCUUUGGGAAAAAAACAAACGGCAACCUGAUUCGAGUGUUUACUGCUUUUGACAUCAAAUCAUUAAAUUGUGGCCCUGUCUCACCCAAA
Sarcophilus harrisii (Tasmanian devil) is the source of this 4130-nucleotide messenger RNA. RefSeq names its product mitogen-activated protein kinase 1 (gene MAPK1). The record is from RefSeq and is a predicted model, not a curated record. Gene Ontology annotation, molecular function: MAP kinase activity; ATP binding. Gene Ontology annotation, biological process: protein phosphorylation; intracellular signal transduction. Gene Ontology annotation, cellular component: cytoplasm; nucleus. The transcript has 9 exons. Bases 100 to 1185 code for a protein of 361 amino acids. NCBI's taxonomy places the organism in Eukaryota, Metazoa, Chordata, Mammalia, Dasyuromorphia, Dasyuridae.